CAUUCACUCAUAUGAAUGCCAGUCGUCUACGUGCCCGCCUCCGUUCGGCUGCUGCAGGGCUCACCGCUGACAGACUACGACAGUCAAAUUAAAGUAAAAAAAAUGGUUGGGCAGUAGCUGUCGCCAUUCGGAUAACAAACGACAAUCUGUGACAAGAUUGUAAAGACUUUUAUUAUUCCAAAGGAUAGUGUGGCAAUGGAAUUAACUGAUGUGAAGGAUGAGACAGUAGAGGAAGAAUGCUUUACAAGGCCUAUAAUGGAAGGGAACUAUAUUUUUAAACAAAAAGUAGUUGAUGAAUGGAACGUUAAGAAGGAGAUAUGCAGCCUGAACUGUGGUCCAGUUAAAAAUGAAGUGAGUGAUGUGAAAUCAUUUCAGAUUAAAGAGGAAUGUUUUGAAUUGCAAGAACUAAAAGAUGACUAUAAAGUUUUGGUUAAAAGUGAAGUCUCCAGUGAUCUCAGUGAAGACCUAAAGUCUUUUGCAAGUGACAUUAGUCAGUUGAACUGCAUUCAAAUCAAAGAAGAACAUGAUCACAAUGAUGCAGAUCACGCUAAGGAUGGAAUUCUACAGACAAAGGCCAUGGUGAGGCAACAAAACAAUGUGCCUGAAGAAAUGUCUACAGCAGUAAAUGAACAGUCUGCUUUAAGAGAGAUAGCCAGUUGUAAAAUAAUGGUUGAAGACAACAAGGAGAUAUUAUUUUAUCUUUGUCCACAAUGCAAAAUAUUUUUACCUACCUCAUCUUUUGAGACACAUAUGAAGAUUAUACACCCAGAUGAAAUACCUGCUGGAACUACAGUCUACUGUUGUUCUGAGUGUGGGAAAAGAUUCAAACGGUUGUCAAAUCUAGAGAAACACAAACAAAAUCACAUAGGAAGGACAAUUCAUAAUUGCACUGAAUGUGGAAAGACAUUUAGCAGUUUACAGAAUUUUAAAGCUCACAAGAGAAUUCAUACAGGUGAGAACCCAUAUUGUUGUACUGAAUGUGGCAAGAGUUUUAGGUGGCACAGCAGCUUUAAAGAACAUCAGCGAAUUCACACUGGGGAAACUCCUUAUCAUUGUGUUGAAUGUGGAAAGAAUUUUGUACGCAAAGGUCAUUUGAAAGAUCACAAACUAAUUCAUUCUGGUGAGAAACCAUAUGACUGCAACGAAUGUGGUAAAAGUUUUCGGCACCUCAAUGGCCUCACAGUGCACCUUCGAAUUCAUACAGGGGAGACACCUUUUCAGUGUGCUGAGUGUGGCAAGAGUUUUAUUCGAAAAGGUGAUUUCAAAGAACAUAAGAGAAUCCAUACAGGGGAGAAACCUUAUAGCUGCUCUCAAUGUGGAAAGAGUUUUGUUCGUAAAGGUCAUUUAAAAGAGCAUGUUCAAAUUCAUACUGGUGAAAAACCAUAUAGUUGUGAAGAAUGUGGAAAAAGUUUUAGGCAGCUGAAUUCCUUAAAAGUACAUCAGCGACUUCACACUAAAGAAACCCCCUUUCAUUGUCCACAGUGUGGGAAGGGAUUUAUUCUCAAAGGACACUUAAAGGAACACAUGCAGAUUCAUACAGGUGAGAAACCUUACAGUUGUGCUGAAUGUGGAAAGAGUUUUAGAAGAUUUUUUACAUUUAAAGGUCACCAGCGUAUUCAUACAGGAGAAACUCCAUAUCAGUGUUCUGAAUGUGGGAAGAGAUUUAGACUUCGCAACAGCUUUAAGGAGCACCUGAGAAUCCAUACAGGAGAAAAACCAUAUAACUGCUCAGAGUGUGGAAAAAGUUUCCGACAUCUUAAUGGACUUACAGUACACCAAAGAACUCAUACGAAAGAGACAGCGUUUCAGUGUAGUGUAUGUGGAAGGACUUUUAAGCAAAUGUACCGCUUAAAAGAACACCAACUAGUUCAUACCGGAGUAAGACCCUAUCAUUGUAAUGAAUGUGGUAAAAGUUUCAGUCAACAGCUCAGCUUCAAAGUACACCGCAGAAUCCAUAUGAGAGAAACACCUUAUCAUUGUACCGAAUGUGGUAAAGGAUUCAGAAAACGUUUAAGCUUAAUAGAACACCAGCGAAUCCACACAGGAGAAAAACCCUUUCACUGUACAGAAUGUGGGAAGAGAUUCUUUCAGUUAAUACACCUUAAAAUCCACUUGCGAGUCCAUACAGGGGAAACACCUUAUCACUGUAAAUGUGGAGCAAGCUUCCGACACCAGAGUAGCUUCAAAUUGCACCAGAAGGCGCACAAUGUAGAAACCACUUAAGUGUAAUUAAUUAUCUGAUUAAGCACAUCAUGAAAGUUUUGUAUUUUACAUAAAGGAAAGAAAACUGUUUUUAAUAAGAUUUUAAAACAUAAAGGAUAACAAAAAUCAGAAAUUUAGUGAAAACAUUAAGGAAUAGUUUCCAAAAUAUUUUGAGUUAAUUACAUCAUUUUAUUCCUUUUGUAUCAUCAUCUAUUUGUUAACAGUGAGAGAGCUGCCACUUCUGUUUGCAUAUUGUUUUUUGGUAUACUGUGUCUGUGCAGUCCUGGCUGGAUAAUCAUUCCACUUAUUGUAGAUUCUGUGAGCUGUUUUGAAUAACUUGAUAAUUGAUUUCCUGGGUCUUUCCUAUGUGGAGUUUGUGUGUUCCCUCCAUGUCCAUUUGGUUUUCCUCCCAGUCUAAAUACAAGCUGGUUAUGCGAAUUGCCCCACUAUUAAAUUGACACAUGUGAGUGUGUGUGUGUUCACCCUGCAAUGGCUCUGUCCAGGUGUUUUUCCUGGUUUGUACCCAGUGAUUGCUGCCUGGAUGGAUGGAUGGGGAAUGACACCCACAUGUUGAGAGACAGGAAAGUAGUCUGAAGUGGCAGAUAAUUUAUUGAAAACUCUGCUCCAUCUGCCCCUUGCAUAAUUAGGUUUGGGGAACUUUGUAUUUUACAUAUGAUCUUUUGCCAUUAUGUCUGCAUGUUCCCCACAUCUGUGUGGGUUUUUCUCACAUGGCUCCAGUUCAUCUCCCUCGCCUCAAAUUUUAUGUGUGUUAAGUUGAUUGGUGGUUCCUAAUUGCUCUUGUGUGUUUGAGUUCUGGGAUGAAUGUAGUGUCUUCGAACUGAUCCCUGCCUUGCACCUAAUCCUGCCAGGAUAGGCUUUGGCUCCCGCUCAACAUAAAUAAAUUAAGCAGAUAUGAGAAUGUUAAGUUAUUCUGUUUGGUGAAUUUGCAACCUUUUUUGUUCAGGUGUCAAUACAUAGGAGUUUAAGUAGUUUUAACCAUAUAUACUGUAGAUCAGAAAUCCUUAGUUCAUGCAGAUUUACUGUAGCUCUAACUGGAAGCUAACCCACACCUACAUCUGAGUUAUGUUGAAACAUUUCCAUUUUACUUUAAUCUUGUCAUCUUAAUAUAUGUUUUUGAUUUUAUUUAGUAUGCCACUGUGUUUUAAGAGUCAUGUAUUCUUGUACCUUAUUAAAUAAAGUUCAUGAGGUAAAACAGUAUUUUCUAAUUCUCUCAUUACUUCUGAUGUUAUGAAAGCAUAUGUACAAAGUGCAUGAAUGAACAUGAAUCCAGCAGUCUGUGAUGAGUGAACAGGC
This is a messenger RNA of Erpetoichthys calabaricus (reedfish), 3516 nucleotides long. RefSeq names its product zinc finger protein 883-like. Gene Ontology annotation, molecular function: DNA-binding transcription factor activity; RNA polymerase II cis-regulatory region sequence-specific DNA binding. The coding region runs from base 196 to 2223 and encodes 675 amino acids. The record is from RefSeq and is a predicted model, not a curated record. Lineage: Eukaryota; Metazoa; Chordata; Cladistia; Polypteriformes; Polypteridae. Gene Ontology annotation, biological process: regulation of transcription by RNA polymerase II. The transcript is spliced from 3 exons.